UCCAGUCGUGCUCUCAUUGGUCGAUGUCGCGCCGGGAACCAAUCACGCGCCUUGUAUGAGUGCCCGUGGCAUGUACAGUACAGUACAGGCAUGUACAAAGCCUCUGAGUCAACUCAUCUCUUUGUUUGGCAUGCAGGGAAACCUUCUCUCUCGUGCAUCAACAUGAAACAACGCGUCUUUCCACAAUAUGCCUGCUGAUAUGGCUGUAUUUUUUCAUUUUUAUGUUUUGAUGAAUUUUUUUUUUUUUAUGAAUAUUUUGGCAAAACCUGCGAAGCACUGAAGCCGGAAAACGUGAAGCGCGAAGUCUCGAGGGAACACUGUAUUUCAUUUUAUUAAGUUGGAGCUAUUAACGGAAUUGCCAACAGCCACAGAAUACAAUGACCGUUUGAGUGUGUCAAAGUCAAGAUUGGCCGACCGCUUGCUGGGUUGGCGCGGCGGCUAACUGCCUGGCCUCCAGGGGAUUAAUUAGUAACCUUUAAAGUUUGCAUAGGAAGAUGUGGACACAGUGACAGAGUGACAAACGGCGGCGCUUGAAAGAGAAAGAAACACUUGCUCUCCACACAAACAUGGACAAGGCCACCAGUGACAAGAUAUUCUGCUGCAGCUGGAUGCGCCGCAAACUCCCCCUGGCCAUCAGGGAAGAGGUGUACCACCUCUUGAGGAUGAUGGGGCCCCUGGUAAUCCCCUAAUGCUUUGCUUUGCAAUGUAUUAGGGGAUUGCUUAUCCUCGGUUCUUCCUAGUUGGUGGCUCGAAUCUUUGGUUAUCUCCUUCCGUUUGUGGUGACCAUGUUCUGCGGACGCCUGUCCAACGAGGUGAUGGCCGGUUACGGAUUAGCAUUUGCUACCAUCAAUGUGACCACAGCAGCAACAGGCCUGGGUUUAGGGAUCACGCUUGAUACUUUGGUGGCUCAGACAUUCGGUGGUAGGAACCUGCUGCGCGUGGGCGUGAUCCUGCAGCGAGGCAUCAUCAUCCUGCUGUUGUUCUGUCUGCCCUGCUGUGGUCUGCUUCUCAAUGCCCAGACCCUCCUGCUGCUCAUGGGCCAGGACCCUGAGGUCACCCGAAUCGCACAGUUGUAUAUCACAGCGUUCAUCCCAGCAAUACCUGCAGUGUUUCUAUAUCAACUCCAAGUGUCCUACCUUCAGAAUCAGGGUAUUAUACUACCACAGAUGUAUGCUGGCGCCCUGGCAAAUGUGGCAAACUUGCUGACAAACUACAUCUUUAUUAACGUGCUCGAUCUCGGGGUGAAGGGAUCUGCAGCAGCCAGCACUCUGUCGGAGAUUUACAUAUGUGCCUUCCUGUUUGCGUACAUCUGGUGGAAGAAGCUGCAUAAAGCGACAUGGGGAGGCUGGUCUGUGGAGUCGCUGCAGGAGUGGGGCUCCUUCAUGAAACUGGCCAUCCCCAGCACACUCAUGACGUGUUUUGAAUGGUGGAUUCAUGACUUUGGGGGCUUUUUUGCAGGGAUGCUGGGUAAAUACGAACUGGCGGUCCAUCAUGCCUUGAUAACAGUGGUAAACUUCAACUAUAUGGUGACGCUCAGCAUCCAGGGGGCGGCGUGCGCUCGAGUGGGCAACGCCCUAGGUGCAGGCUACACAGCCGGAGCACUCCUUACCUGUAAGGUGGCACUGUCGUUUUCAGUCGUCUUUGCCGUUGUUCAAGCCACCGUUCUCGGAUCUACUAAAUCCGUCAUCGGCUUCCUCUUCACCUCUGAUACGAAGAUCAUCAGUCUACUCUCGCGCUUGAUAAGUAUUUACUGCUUCCAACAGUUAUUUGAUGGCAUUGUGGGUGUGUCCGCAGGCAUCUUUAUAGGAACGGGGAAGCAAAAGAUUGCGGCGGUGGCUAACUUCAUCGGCUACUACUGCAUUGGCCUCUCCAUUGGUAUUGUGCUGAUGUUUGUCGCCAAACUCAACAUUUUAGGUUUCUGGCUGGGGCUUCUCAUUUGCGUGGGUCUACAAUCCACCUUCUACAUCGUGGUCAUAUUCAGACUCAACUGGAAGAGCAUCACAGAGGAGGUGCUGAAACGAGCGCAGACGAAGACAACUGUCCCAUUACUGAACACAAGUGCUGCAACAAAUAACCACAGUGGAGAGCAGACACAACUCCAGCACAAUUCAGCGGAAGGCUUCACGCACGUGAGCUGCGAGUGUCCUGACGGCAGCGCAAAGACUCCACCCGGUGACAAGGAGGAUGCCGUGCAUCUCUCUGUUUCCCAAUUUGUUCUCCGUCGAGGCAUCACCGUGGUUACGGUGCUGGGGCUCCUUGUGGUAGGCGCUUGCGUACACUUCCUGGUGCCGCCACCCGAGAACACGCUGCUGCUUAAGGCCAACCUUACGAGCAUCAACGCCACACACAGUCCUCUACAAACUGUCAAUAUGUUGGACUGGUGAAGACAAGAUGAAACUUCAGCAAUCCACACCCUUUCUUGUCAGUCAUACAUAAUAUAAGACUCUGAAUGUUGAUCUUUUUCUUAUCUUAGAGCUGUAUUGUGUGGAGUGACAAGGUCAAUUUUAAUACAUUUUUACUUAUUUGAUUUUAGUUUACUUUUUCUUUUUUUAUUAAAUACAUGUUAUAUUGAUUGGCUGGCGACCAGUUCAGGGUGUACCCCACCUCUCGCCUGAAGUCAGCUAAGAUAGGCACCAGCACACCCACAUAAGUGGUCUGGAAAAUGAAUGGAUAUGUUGUACUGAGCUUUAAAAAAAAAAAGAAUAAAAAAUAAAAAAAAUAUGGGAUUGAAUCUUUUCUACGUAAUGAAACAAGGCUUGUUUUUUGCCGUUACAAAAUGUGAAUAUGAAAACAGUGACAACAACGUCACCACCACUUCAUGUCAAUGGUGUGAACCAUCCCCCACAAAAAUGAGAAAAUGAAGUACAAGGGGGA
Phyllopteryx taeniolatus (common seadragon) is the source of this 2874-nucleotide messenger RNA. RefSeq names its product multidrug and toxin extrusion protein 1-like. Gene Ontology annotation, molecular function: xenobiotic transmembrane transporter activity; antiporter activity. The transcript has 16 exons. Bases 786 to 2384 code for a protein of 532 amino acids. Gene Ontology annotation, biological process: xenobiotic detoxification by transmembrane export across the plasma membrane. Gene Ontology annotation, cellular component: membrane. The record is from RefSeq and is a predicted model, not a curated record. NCBI's taxonomy places the organism in Eukaryota, Metazoa, Chordata, Actinopteri, Syngnathiformes, Syngnathidae.